UGUAACAAGUGGCUUGUCUCUACAUUGGCCAAAACUCGUAGCGCAAGUUGCAACAUUAAACCAAGUGGUUUGUUUUGUUACGUUCUGGAACGCUUUUAUAUCCGUCAAACGCCGAAGCGCAGAAGUAGAGGUUACUAACUUCGUGACGUUCGCAGACGAUUUUUCGUUGCAGCGUGUGGAAGUGCACAUCCAUACAAGUAGUGCUUAAAGAAGGGCAGCUCGGCGUGUUUGCGUUACUAGCCAGAGUUAUAAGGAGACAAUGUUGGAUGGUGUUUUGUGAUCGUUUAAAGGGAAUGAGAGUGGAAGAACCGAGCACGCUUUGAGCACGGCAGCGUUUGAGUAGCCAGUGCCAUGAAACUGAAUCCACAGCAAGCUCCUUUAUAUGGUGAGUGUCUGUUGACGGUCCAGCUCUGUGAAGAAGAGUGUGUUGAGGAGGAAGAGGAUGUAGAGUUUUACUUGCUGUUUGCCGGCACCACACAGAGGCACGUUUCCAGCACUUUGAAAAUAAGCCAUGUCACGCUGCAAGCCGUGUGCCCAGCUCAUGAUCGCAGCGAAACCGUGCAGGUCACGUUGUGCCAGGCGCGGCCCGGGGGAUCAGUGGACCCCGUGGCAGAGGAGCGCUUCCAGUUCGUGCAGGACCUCGCCCUGGAUAUGGCCCAGUUCUUGGUCAAUGCAGCUGGGAAGACUGAAGGGGCGCUGCUACUGGACGAGUGUCAGAUCCCCCUGAAAGAGUGCGAGAGGUUGGAUGACACUUUGGCCCUCGCCCUAAGACACCUCCCAUUGCCACCAGGCUGGAAUUUGCUGUGCACAGACUUUUCUAUAGACACAGGCACUCAAACGGGCUUGGGAAUAGAACCUGGUCCACAAGACACCCUUCUGCACUUUGCGGCGGAACGUGGGCUACGCAAGGUAGCACUCUUUCUCCUCCAGCAACCCGGGGGAAGAGAGGCUCUACGACUCCCCAACAAACAGGGUUUAACACCAGCCAGGGUCGCCCAGAAGAGUGGCCACUUACGACUCCAGAAGCUUCUAACAGAGGUUGAGAACUUGCCGGAGUUAGAGACAAAGACGUCCAAGUGGCGUUACCCAGGAGAAAGAGUUCUGCGACACUACCCUAAGCUAAACACCUACACCCUGACGCUAGAGGACGUGCCAGGGAGUCCCCCACCUAGUCUGCGGCGUGAUGUGGAAGACCUCCAACACCUUAUUCAGUCACAUCAGAUGAACAAGGAAGAUCCUCCAAUACAAUGCAGCCCAGCCCUGUUGAUUCUUAAAAGAGACUCAAGUGAUGGUUCAGAGCCUGCUGAGUCCAACUCAUUGGACUUUGAGCAUCAGGAAUCUAGGGUUGAACAACAACAAACCAGUGAAUUGGUUUCAAGCAGCUCUGUAGAAGAUGAAUUGUGCCCUUUUCAGAACGGGACUGGAGACCAUGUCCAAUCACAGGACGGGGAGGUGGAGCCUGACAGCCUGGCUAUAGAGGAUAUUGGGAAGCCAUCAGAUAAGGCUGACUGUGCGCAGUGGUGGGCAAAGGGUGAUUCUGUGGCUUUCAGUGCCCCUUCCUGUGGAAACCAGUGGGAGGAAGCUGAUAGAGAGCUCUGCGUAAUCAGUGCCAAGUGGGGGGCUGAUAAGGGAAACCAAGAAGAGCUAGAGGCUUGCCAGAGGGGUUCAGAGACUGAAACGGACCAUAAAGCUCAAUCUGGCAACCCAGAGGUCCAAGACAUGGGCCAUACACAGUCUCAGGGUCCCCUCCCCACGGAAACGAGUCAACCUUCACAAACAGAGGAGGAUAAUGAAGGGAGUACAGAUAUUUUUCGUAGAGGGGACUUACCAGAGGAAAGGGAAGAGGAGACGAGCAGCAGCCAGGAAAUGGGCUCAAACUCCCCAGGACUUUCUUGCCAUGAUUCGGAGAUUAACGGUCAGCAUAACGAUGAGAUCGAGUACAAGCUGGCUGCUGAUGCCUCUGUGGGAACAGAUGAAUCUAAAGUUACUGUAAUUGAGUUUAAUUCUGAGGUUGCCUCGUCUGUACGAAACAGUGAAACUGUUAUUUGUGAUGGUGGUGACGAGCCAUGUGUUUGCAUGGAGACAGAGACAGGAAAUCUCAGCGAGAACACCAAAGGCAACACUGAGUCAGUUUCUGGUCUGGUAGCUGGUGACAUUAGCAUAAAGCAGAACUCUGGAUUUAGCAUUUCAGAGGGUGACCUUUUGGAUUCUAUAAGUCUUCAUCCAAACAUGGCACCAGGACCUAUUCAUAAGCUCCGGCAAGGACUUUCACCUGUUCCCGAGACAUUUCUUGAAGAACCAACUGUGGAGCCUUUUUUUCAGAAUAUAGAGGGUUCACAACAAUCUCACAAUGUCAUGUCAUCUUCAGAAACCGUAUCUGAAUGUCAGGAGGUUUUGUUAAACGACUCCUGUGUCAUCUGUGAGAAAGCAGGGGAUUCCGAUGGCAUCAAUGUGGAGGUAUUGCCUUGUCAGAAUGAAGGGUCUGAGGAAAGAAAAUCAGUAGUAGCCCCUAGUGAGACAAUGCAGAACCCUGAAGAGAUCAGUAAAGGGGGUACCUGUGAGAUAUCAAUUACAGAGGACAUUACUGACUCGGAAAUGGAUGAAAAAUCAAAACCCUCUGAUGACUCUUCUUACCCUGUUGACUCCAAAGCCUUGAUUAAAAAUUAUGUGCAACAGGAUGUGUCUGCAAUACUGUUUUCUAAACUUUCUAGUGAGAACGUUAUCAUAGGAACACAGUUAGAUAAUGAAGAGAUGCCUAAAACAGUUGUGUCAGACUUUUCAUCAAGACUGGUUCCUGAGGAACAAUCUGGAGAUGUCCCAGGAGAAUCAUCAAUUCCAGCUUCCAAAGUUUCUGCGUUGAAAGGGCAACAUGAAAAAAAUUAUAUAGCUCAGGAGGAACUGCUAAAGGAAAAGGAAAUUGACUCCACUUCACAGGAAAAAAUCAGCGAUCUCCCUGAUCAGUCGAAAAUCACACACAAUGAUGACGCAGAAUCCACAGCACAGAUUGAGCUUCCAGAAUCCUCCAAGGAGAGUGUGAACACACCAUCAGAGCCAACCACAGGAUGUUCGGACGACCUAAUUGAAGAUUUUUCUUGUGCUGCACCUCUAACAGAAAGCAGAAAUAGUAGACCUUGCAAAAUUCCAUUGACUGAUGAGGUUUGGAUCUCUGGUAGGGAAACAUGUGUUGACACCCCUACCGAUGUGAGGGAGACCGCUGUCACAGAAGAUGGGGUGGCCUCAUCUAUAGAGACCACCGGUGGUUCAGCUCUGGAGUUAGAGAACUCCUCCAUAUCUGACCCUCUCAAUGCCUUAUCCUCAAGUAUUGAGGUCACUUCCCUUACGGAUAUUAAUAGUGGAUUGCCCCAGGAUUUGGAACACACUUCCCCUGUGGAUGUAGACAAUGGUUUGUCUGUGGAAUCGCAACCUUCAGACACAGCUGAGAGUCUAAAUGGAUUACACGAAAAUACUCAAGACUGUUCAAUGGAGCAAAAAGAAAUAGUUGAGCAGCAUACUGAAGAACCACAUGUAAAACCAAUGACAGAAGAUGGCACUUUAGCAGGGGAUACAGUGGACGGACACCAAGACUCCUCAGCAGACAUAGAGAAUUCCGAAGUGAUCCACAGAGAGACAGAGACUUUCUAUUCGGUUGAUGCCACUCGAGAUGCUGGACUCCAAGAGAAGAAGUCCAGUUCAGUGAGCUCAGAAUUCCUCCCUUCGACUCCCUCACCAGAGAGUGUACGUCAUACAGAGUCAGCGAGCACCAUUCGAGCGUCCGCCAGUGAUGGUGACUCUCUCUUGAGCCAAGAUUUGGGCGAGGACUAUGUCUUUAAUAAUAAGGGUGAGGACAGUGUCACCAUCACCGACAACACAAGCGGUGUGUCCAUUUCCUACUCUUCCUCCACAGAUGACUCAUUUAGUGUUGGGACACCCAGCGCUGUUCCUCAGGCCAACCAAGGUUCCCCCACAUCAGACCCCUGUGAUGUGCCGCCCACAUCACCUGGAGCUUCGUCUGUUUCAGGAGAAACAGAGGAGGAAGAGAGAAAGGACUGCCUGACCGAGGUGCCGGAGCGAUCAGCUAUUCUACGUUCAUCCAUCCGAUCUCUCUCUCCUGUUCGAAGGCACAGCUGGGGCCCGGGCAAAAAUUCAGCAGGGGAGACAGAGAUGAGUCAACGCAGUACGGUGCGAAGUGAAGUGGAGCGCAGGUCCACGGGCCAUAGGAGAAGCAUGAGCUGGUGUCCUUCAGUUGUCCUGCACUCUGAGGAUGACGAAAUAAAUGAAAGAAGUUAUAGCCUUGAAGGACUUGCAGCGGAGAAGGAUGGAAGGAAACUCCUUAUCCAGCACGUUGAGACUAGCCAGGAACCGAACUGUCCGUCAAAGCUGGACAGGGAGGAGAGAGGCUCACUGGUGUCUCUGACCGAAGAGGAACAGGAAUCAGACCUAGGCGACUGUAGUAGUUUGGACAGUCAGAAGUCUGUACAGUCUGGAUGGAGAUGUGUCCAGCCCGCACACCCAAUUCUCACCAAGUCUGUCUCAAUGUUGGCCAUCAGUCAUAAGGACCUGGAUGGAUUGGGCUCUUUCAUUGGGACAUCAGGAUCGUUAGAAUACAGUAUAUCUGAGGAGGAUCCGGGUCCCUUGCGGAGUGACAGUGAAUUUAAAGGUGGAGGAACCAAAGUGAGCAGGACCUUCAGUUACCUCAAGAGCAAAAUGAGCAAGAAGAACAAGGAGAAGGAUAAAGAGAAGAAUAAGGAGCGAGAGCGAGAUGCCAAAGACAAGGAGAAGAGGGCCUCAAGUGGGCACCUCUUUACUGCCAUCACCACAGUACCUUCAAUCCGCUGCCACCAAUGCAACAAACCAAUCAACACUAAAGAUGCUUUCCUCUGCACCAAUUGCAAUGCACAAGUGCACAAAGGUUGCAGAGAGCAUCUUCCUGUUUGUGCCAAAGUAAAAAUGAAGCCGCAAAAACAACAGCAAACUAUUCCAGAUUGUGCCUCAAUGCCUGCCGUCACCCCAAGAAGUAAAACGCUCCCAGCACGAGAACGUCCAUGGUCCACCAUCUCCAUUCCAGAUGACCAGCCCGCGCCUCUCGCCCCUCCACGAAAAAGUCAUAGCAGCGUCAUGUCUUUCAACAGUAACCCACUGUCAAAGAGCAUGUCCAUUAACAACAUAGCAGGGCAAAUGGAAGACCUUCCUCUGAAGAGUCUAAAGUUUCUGUCCCUGUCCACUGACUCUCUUCACAAGACCAGUAAAGUCAGCGAGUCCACAGAAUCUCUUACUGAUGAGGGUAUGGAGAUGAUGGACAGUCAGUUAAUGGGGGAAUUUGAAAUCGAUGCCAAAGAGCUGGAAGCAGAUUCUUGGAGCUUCACAGUGGACAAGAAAUAUCUUAAACAGCUUAAGAAGGAUGUUAUCAAGAGGCAAGAUGUCAUCCAUGAGCUCAUCCAGACAGAAAUGCAUCAUGUGAGAACCCUGAAGAUCAUGGCGGAUGUUUACAGUAAAGGCCUUCAGAGGGAAGUUCAACUGGAAGUACAAACCAUAGAGAAGAUGUUCCCCAUGAUGGAGGAUCUUCUGGAUUUGCACACGCAGUUCUUCACACAGUUGAUCGAGAGGAAGAAAGAUGCAGGGUCAGAGAGUCUAGAAGAGGGGGGCUUCGUUAUCAGAAAGAUUGGUGACUUGCUGGUCUCUCAGUUCUCAGGUUCCAAUGCUGAGAGAAUGAAGAAGGUCUAUGGGAAGUUCUGUAGUAGACACAAUGAAGCAGUGAACUUCUACAAGGAGCUUCACUCCAAAGACAAGCGUUUUCAAGCCUUCGUCAAGAAAAAGAUGAGCACCCCUGUUGUCCGAAGGCUAAGCAUUCCCGAGUGUAUAUUGUUAGUCACACAACGAAUCACCAAGUACCCCGUGUUACUGCAGAGAAUACUGCAACACACGAAAGAGUAUGAGGAGGACCAUGCAGAUUUAACCCAAGGUCUGAAGCUGGUGAAGGAGGUCAUUGCUGCUGUUGAUAAUAAAGUGAACGAGCAUGAGAAAAAGAAGAGGCUAAAGGAAGUGUACAGCCGGACGGACAGCAAGUCCAUCAUGAGGAUGAAGAGUGGACAGAUGUUUGCCAGAGAAGAUCUGUUACGAGGGCAAAAGAUGAUUCAUGAUGGGCCGCUGCAGCUCAAGAACUCUGCUGGGAGACUCAAGGAUGUCCAGGCCCUUCUGCUGAGAGAUGUGAUUGUCUUCCUGCAGGAGAAAGAUCAGAAAUACGUAUUUGCUUCGCUGGACCAGCGCUCCACAGUCAUCUCCCUGCAGAAACUGAUCGUGAGGGAAGUAGCCAAUGAGGAGAAAGGUCUGUUCCUGAUCACAGCCGGCAUUGAGAAACCUGAGAUGGUGGAGGUGUACACCAGCUCCAAAGAGGAGAGAAACACAUGGAUGCAACUCAUUCAGGAGGCCAUGCAGUCAAUACUGUCGAUUUCCUCCAGGGAGAGAGACGAUGAUGAAGGUGUUCCAAGUGAAAAUGAAGAGGACAAGAGACUUCAGGAAAUCAAAGUCAAAGAGCUAAGAGAUCAGCUGCAUAAGAGAGACGAGCAGAUCUUGGCUUUACUGGAGGAGAAGGUGAAGGUGUUCAGAGAUAUGUGUGACUGUGGCGUGUCAGACGAGACUGACUCCAGCCUCCACAGCCGAAUGCUCUUCAGAGCCACGCCCGAUGACAUCACCAAAGGGGAACCCAUCAUGAUAGACGCACUGAAGGAAGUUGAGACGUUGCAGGUUCUGGUGAAUGGCAGUCUGGGAGGGGCCAUGCAGGAUGGCGUGUGUGGGACAGGGGCCGUGUCUUUGCCAAGACGGGCAGAAACAUUCAGUGGCUUUGAUAGUCACCAGAUGAACAUCUCAAAGAGUAAAGAUGGAGACAGAGAGGAGACGGACGAUUCUGCAGAGCUCCGCAGAACUGAGUCAGACAGCGUUCUAAAGAAGACAAGCAACACCAACCCCCUGCUCCUACUCAAGAGGAACAACGAGCAGGUUCUUCAGAGUGUCGCUCAUCUACAUGACUUACUCAACACAUUACAGGCCAUCGUUGUCCAGCAAGACACCUUCAUUGAAGACCAACGUCACGCCCUAAACGAACGCACACAUCCUUCUCGCCAUCACUCCAUCUCCUCCUCUACCUCCUCUUCUUCCUCCUCCUCAUCACGGCCGAGCUCGCUGAUCGAGCAGGAGAAACAGCGAAGCCUGGAGAAGCAGCGGCAGGAGGUUGCCUGCCUGCAGAAGCAGCAGGCCGCCCACGCCGAGGAGAGGAAGCGAAGAGAGAAAGAGUGGGAAGCACGGGAGCGUGAGCUCACCCAGAGGGAUGCGCAGCUGCAAACCCAAGAAGAGGAUGUUCAGAGGAGGCACAGGGAGCUGGAGGAGGAGAAACAAGACCUCCAGAGUAAGAAGGAAGAGUAUCAGAGGGACCUGGCCCGCCUCAGAGACAGCCAGAAGAAGCUGGAGAGAGAACGAGAUCAGCUGCAGAGAGAUGCAGAGCAGAUCAGACUAACAGAGGAACAGAGGAAGAACCGGUCCCCCUCCACCACGUCCGAGGACUCAAAGUUCCAGAGCUCUAGUUCAUUGGACCGUGACCCCUCAGAGUUGGAGCUCUCCUCCUUGUCUGCCCGAGACUUCCUAUCCCGCAUGGAUUCCAAACGCAAAGGGAAGAACCUCAAUCCUUUCUCCUCCAACUCAAGCCAGAAGAGCCAGAACAGCGAGGCGCAGAGCCAGAUCCCCAGCCGUCUGCUGCAGCUGGCCAAACCCAAGGAGAAGAAGGAGAAGAAGGACAAGAAGAAGAAAAAGGGGAAGGGACAGCAGAGCCAAAUUGCAGAAUCUCAGAGCACUGUGGUUCCAGAUGCAACCACGGACGGCGAGAUCUUUUUCUGCUGAUAUGGCCCUCCUUCAUCAUCCUUUUUCCCCACAGUGCCUCUGUGCAGGGGUCACUGGUCUCUUGGUUGUGGACGGUAAACCAGAGUCCAGAAGCAGUCCUGGUGCCCCCUCCACCCCCCCACACAUACUUGUGGUCUUGAUGGGCAUCAGGCCUGGACAGAACGUUUUAACUGAGCGUUUCCUGUGACCUGAUUUUUGGCGGUUGUCUGCACAGUGACUUCAAUCACAAUUUCUUUUCUGAAGAAGAUUAAGACUGUGCACCAGUGUUGGGGAACAAUAUGUGUCAGAUAUUAGCACCUGGGGCACUUUUUCCACACAAAGAAAAAUAAAGAUUUAUAACAGCAGGUGGUGUCACACUGGGAGAGAGCUGGCUUUAGAACAGCUGUAAAAGUCUCCUUUGAGCACUUUCCAUUUCACUGAAGGACAUUUGACUAAUGAAGAUACUAAUAAUCAGUGAGUGAAGUCAAAUUGAAAUUUGCAAUGCAGUGACUAAGUUUCUACACCUUUCCAUGCUUUUUCUUUCUUACCUGUUUUGUUACUGUGUGUCCUGCCUCAAUAGUAAUACUAUACUUUCAGCAGACAAACCGUUUUCUUUCUUUUUGGUCUUCUAUACUGUGUCCUAACCAGAUGUGACAUGAUAAAGCGACAAGCGUUUCAAGCUAUCUCAUCCAUGUCAGUCUGGGUUUUGUUGUAAUCAGCCGCAACAAGUGACACGUCAUUUGUACGAUCACUUGAUUUCUAUUUCUACUGUGCCAGUCUGGGUAUCCCCGCCCACUGUGAAAUUUCAUUGGUCCACAAUCCCGCUCUCCUUUCUGAAAAUGGAACAUCCAAUAUCUUCUGAUUGGCUGUGAUUGUGUUACAUCGCAUAGCAGUUUUGCGCUCCGUGUGUACACGCAAAUUGCUUGAUGCUGAAAACUGCAUUGCAUUUGGUUAGGACAUGGUGUGAAAAUAAACUUUAGGUCCUGUGUAAAUACACUGCCAGCGUUGGUUUUAUUCCAGUUUAUAAGGUAAAAGGUUUUGUAAUUGAUCAUAAAGGGAUGCAACAUCAAGCCUUUUAUGAAUCCAAGGGAUACAUUUGAAAUCAUUUUAAUGAGCAUGACAUAAAUGGAAGCGUAAAAGUGUAUUGCAGUAAUGUUGUUUAUUUAUUGGUUUUGUUAAUAUCGUUUCCCUCCCUAAGUGAAUGAAAGAAGGUCUAUGUUUAUUUCACUUAAAAGAUGACACAGAGAAUAAUUUUGUUUCACCUAAACCCCACACUUUUUUUUUUCUUGUAAGCCGCAAUGCAAUUUUAAUCCUUAGCACUUUAUAAGCACAUUGUCAAGUGGAAAAAAAUGGCUGGCUUUAAGACUAGACAAUCGAUCAGCUCCACUUAACUGGUAAACAGCCUCCUUUGUAUGUGGAUGAAAACGAGAGUUUUUAUUUGAUAAUCUUUUACUGUACCAUAUGAAUGUUAUUGUAAAUUUGUUCAACCAAACAUAAAGCUAGCUUUUACGUAAGCUACCAAAAGAGCGGGUGUUUUAACUGCAGUAUUUUGUUUUCCUUUUUUAUCGAAUCUGAAAUGUCAAACUGAAAAAUAUGAGGGAAUCAACUUUAUUAGGUGGGAUUUACAGUGAUUUGUGUUAGCCGUGGGGUAUCGUAAAAUGCAGUUUCCAUCCGAUUUUCCAUGGCGGACAUGUUUGAUCUGCUUGACAGCAGGACAAUGUACUAAAAGUAUGAAUACAUUGUGUAUGUAUUAAAAGCCUGAAUUGUACCCUCUAACUAGAUCUUAGCCAUUUAAAAAGCCCUCGCCUGCUGGCCAGGCUCACAGUUCUGUUGAACAUAAGGAAAUAUUUUAAGAAUGCAGAUAAAAGUGUUAAUUUAAGCUUUCUGCUCUGUUUUUAUUUUCUUGAAAUUAAACUUCUACCUAACCACGCCUCUCUAAUGCGUUAGAGUGAUGAAUCAUUUAUUAAUCAGUACCCCUUGACUACUCUUUGGAUUUAAUUCAUUCAUCCUAGAGAAUUUUAAGACUUAUCAGUCAACGUAUUCCUCAGAGGAAGUAUGGCUGCUGAUGCUGAGGGAUUCUGCAUGCUGUAAUGAAUUAAACCUGGUGCUAAACUGAGGGAAAAAAAAGGCCUUGACCAUCAGAGGGCGCUGUGGCGAUGUUCACCAGGGCUCAAAAAUAAAACAAUCAUUUUAUCUAUUCUAGUCCUACCUAUCUCAUCACUCAAGCUAUACAGAACCAUGUGUGUUUGUUGAUUAAUCAUUCCUUGUUCCAUUGAGGCAUUUGUCAUCGGCCAACGACUGGGAUAAAUAGUAACUGAGGCCCAUGCUCACAUUUGUUUUUAACCUGCCUUAAAUAUCCCCCAGAUCCUACAGUGUUUGUUGGUUCCUUUUCACUGCCAAAUCCUCUUUCAGAGAACUCUCAAGAUGAACUAUUACUAGCACUGUAGCACACGUGAAGCUACAUGGAAGUGUACUUUUUCAUUUGAAAUAAUGGCUGCCGUGAGAAAUGCACAUGAGAAAAUUCAGAAUCGUCAACAUGUUAAUGCAAAUCAAACUUGGAGACAUCUGCUUUGGAAAGUGACCAGUGGUUACAUAUAGGUGCAGUAAUUUCUUGUCAAAUUUUAUGUAAAAAGGGGCAAAAAUACCACAAAAUUUGUAAAUAUCUGUAAUGUAAAAAAAAAAAAAAAAGUAUGAAUUAUGUAUUUUCAUUUUGUGAUUUGAUUAAAGCAUUUUAUAACUAGCUUUAUAAGCAUUCUCUGGUUUGGAGAUAUGACAAAUGUAAAUAAAAAAAAUAUAUAUAUACAUCUUAAUAAAUAACUGUUGUAUGACAA
Myxocyprinus asiaticus (Chinese sucker) is the source of this 10697-nucleotide messenger RNA. Its product is annotated as A-kinase anchor protein 13-like. Gene Ontology annotation, cellular component: membrane; actin cytoskeleton. The coding region runs from base 352 to 7887 and encodes 2511 amino acids. Gene Ontology annotation, biological process: regulation of Rho protein signal transduction; positive regulation of canonical NF-kappaB signal transduction; adrenergic receptor signaling pathway. Gene Ontology annotation, molecular function: guanyl-nucleotide exchange factor activity; MAP kinase scaffold activity. Lineage: Eukaryota; Metazoa; Chordata; Actinopteri; Cypriniformes; Catostomidae. The transcript has 38 exons. The record is from RefSeq and is a predicted model, not a curated record.